Molecule: messenger RNA, 2196 nt
Organism: Dothidotthia symphoricarpi CBS 119687
Lineage: Eukaryota; Fungi; Ascomycota; Dothideomycetes; Pleosporales; Dothidotthiaceae
Product: heat shock protein 70
Exons: 4
Coding region: 104-2131 (675 amino acids)
Biological process (GO): endoplasmic reticulum unfolded protein response; protein refolding; cellular response to unfolded protein
Cellular component (GO): cytoplasm; endoplasmic reticulum chaperone complex; membrane
Molecular function (GO): misfolded protein binding; heat shock protein binding; ATP-dependent protein folding chaperone
Source: RefSeq, a predicted model, not a curated record
UGAGUAGCUCCACCGCACAGCGAGCUCUUGAAGAGUUACGCAUCAGUACUUUGCCUACUGAGAAAAAGCCAGUCGGGCUCUUCGACUACACACAAUACCCACAAUGGCGCGGACAUCACGGGGCGCCAACCAGCGCUCAACAUGGUCUAUCGCCUUCUACCUUCUCCUCGUCCUCGUCGGCGGCUUGAUGCUGGCGAAGACAGCACACGCCCAGGAUCAGGAGCCACUCAAGGACAAUAGCAAUGCUGUGUCCGGCCCUGUCAUUGGUAUCGAUUUGGGAACGACAUACUCUUGUGUCGGCAUCAUGAAGAACGGCAAGGUCGAGAUCAUGGUCAACGACCAGGGUAACCGUAUCACACCUUCCUGGGUAGCUUUCACCGACGAGGAGCGUCUUGUCGGAGAUGCCGCCAAGAACCAGUUCGCCAGCAACCCCCACAACACCGUCUUCGACAUCAAACGUCUCAUCGGCUCCAAGUUCAACGACAAGUCCGUCCAGUCUGAUAUCAAGCACUUCCCCUUCAAGGUCGUCAACAAGAAGGGCCAACCCCACGUCAGCGUUCAGGUCAACAAGGAGGAGAAGACAUUCACCCCCGAGGAAAUCUCGGCCAUGGUUCUCGGCAAGAUGAAGGAGGUCGCUGAGAGCUAUCUCGGCGAGGAAGUCAAAAAUGCCGUUGUCACGGUCCCCGCCUACUUCAACGACGCUCAGCGCGCUGCCACCAAGGACGCCGGAACCAUCGCCGGUCUCAACGUUCUCCGCGUUGUGAACGAGCCCACCGCCGCCGCUCUCGCCUACGGCCUUGACAAGACCGAUCAGAAGGAACGCCAGGUUCUCGUCUACGAUCUCGGAGGUGGUACUUUCGAUGUGUCUAUCCUUACCAUUGAGGAGGGCGUGUUUGAGGUCCAAUCUACCGCUGGUGACACUCAUCUCGGCGGAGAAGAUUUCGACAACCGUGUUAUCAACUACUUCACCAAGAAGUACAACAAGGAGAAGAGCGUCGACAUUACCAAGGACGCUAAGACUAUGGGUAAGCUCAAGCGUGAAGUCGAGAAGGCCAAGCGCACGCUCUCGUCCCAGAAGACCACCAAAAUCGAAAUCGAGUCUUUCUUCAAGGGCGAGGAUUUCUCCGAGACCCUCACUCGCGCCAAGUUCGAGGAGCUGAACAACGAUCUCUUCAAGAAGACGCUCAAGCCUGUUGAGCAGGUCCUCAAGGACGCCAAGAUGAAGAAGAGCGACAUCGAUGACAUCGUCCUUGUCGGUGGUUCCACCCGUAUCCCCAAGGUUCAGGCCAUGCUCGAGGAGUUCUUCGGAAAGAAGGCUCGCAAGGAUGUCAACCCCGAUGAGGCUGUCGCUUUCGGCGCUGCUGUUCAGGGUGGUGUUCUCUCCGGUGAUACCGCUACCGACCAGAUCAUUCUCAUGGAUGUCAACCCGCUUACUCUCGGUAUUGAGACCACCGGUGGCGUUAUGACUUCCCUCAUCAAGCGUGGUACCACAAUCCCUACCAAGAAGAGCCAGAUCUUCUCGACCGCCGCCGACAACCAGCCCGUGGUCUUGAUCCAGGUCUUUGAAGGCGAGCGAUCGAUGACAAAGGAUAACAAUAACCUCGGCAAGUUCGAGCUCACCAACAUUCCUCCUGCGCCCCGUGGUGUUCCCCAAAUUGAGGUCACUUUCGAGCUUGAUGCCAACGGCAUGCUCAAGGUCUCCGCCAUCGACAAGGGCACCGGCAAGGGUGAGAGCAUCACCAUCACCAACGACAAGGGCCGCCUGAGUGCCGAGGAUAUCGAGCGCAUGGUUGAGGAGGCUGAGAAGUACGCUGAGGAGGACAAGGCCACCCGCGAGCGUAUCGAAUCCCGCAACAAGCUCGAGAACUACGCCUACAGCCUGAAGAACCAGAUCAACGACGACGAGGGUCUUGGCGGCAAGAUUGACGACGACGACAAGGAGUCGCUCAAGGACGCCAUCAAGGAGAUCCAGGACUGGCUCGAGGAGAACGCCGCCGAGGCUGUCGCCGAGGACUUCGAUGAGCAGUUCCAGAAGUUGUCUGACGUUGCCUACCCCAUCACCUCCAAGCUUUACGGCUCGUCUGGUGGCCCUGGUGGCGACGACGAGGAGCCUGGUCACGACGAGUUGUAGAUGACUUGUGACAGGUGUAAAAGUGUAGUGUUCUUACAUGCAUUCGCGGAGCCGGUCACGUUGGG